Messenger RNA from Knipowitschia caucasica, 2934 nucleotides. The record is from the annotation of a GenBank genome assembly. NCBI's taxonomy places the organism in Eukaryota, Metazoa, Chordata, Actinopteri, Gobiiformes, Gobiidae.
AUGAUUACUUCUGCCGCUGGGAUAAUUUCGCUUCUAGAUGAAGAUGAGCCACAGCUCAAGGAAUUUGCUCUUCAAAAACUGGACACCAUAGUCAACGACUUUUGGGCUGAGAUUUCAGGAUCAGUUGAUAAAAUUGAGGUGUUGUAUGAAGAUGAAUCAUUCCGUAGCCGAGAGUUUGCUGCCCUCGUGGCCUCAAAGGUCUUUUAUCAUCUGGGUGCUUUUGAAGAGUCUCUGAACUACGCUCUUGGAGCCGGGGAUCUCUUCAAUGUCACUGAUGAGUCUGAAUAUGUGGAGACCAUCAUUGCUAAAUGUAUUGAUCAUUACACAAAGUUGCGGGUGGAGAAUGCUGAAUUACCAGAGGAUGAAGAGAAGAAAAGCAUUGAUCCCCGUCUGGAGGGAAUUGUCAACAAAAUGUUUUUACGUUGCCUUGAUGACCAUAAAUACAAGCAAGCUAUUGGCAUUGCUUUGGAAACAAGACGACUGGACAUGUUUGAGAAGACUAUUUUAGAAUCGACCGAUGUGAGCGGCCUUCUUGCUUAUAGUUUGAAGGUUUGCAUGUCCUUGAUGCAAAAUAAGAAGUUUCGUAAUGAAGUACUGAGAGUCCUGGUUAAACUCUACAUGAAUUUGGAAAAGCCUGACUUCAUUAAUGUUUGUCAGUGCUUGAUUUUCCUGGAUGACCCGCAGGCUGUGAGCGACAUUUUGGAGAAACUGGUGAAGGAGGACAACCUGCUGAUGGCAUAUCAGAUUUGUUUUGAUCUUUAUGAGAGUGCCAGCCAGCAGUUCCUCUCCUCUGUAAUUCAGAAUCUUCGCACAGUUGGGACCCCCAUUCCAGUUGUUCCCGGAUCUACAAACACAGGAACGGUGCCAACAUCAGACAAAGACAGUGAGGCAAUGGACACUGAUGAAAAACCAGGAAGCUCCCCAGCUGGAAAACCAGUAGAUUCUAAAGAUGAACCUAAGGACCAAAAUGCCAAGAUGAUCAAAAUUCUAAGCGGCGAGAUGGCGAUUGAGUUACAUUUGCAGUUUCUAAUUCGAAACAACAACACAGAUUUAAUGAUACUGAAAAAUACAAAAGAUGCAGUUCGGAAUUCAGUUUGUCACACAGCUACAGUUAUCGCCAAUUCUUUUAUGCACACAGGAACCACAAGUGAUCAAUUUCUCAGGGAAAACUUGGAAUGGUUGGCCAGAGCCACAAAUUGGGCAAAAUUCACAGCAACAGCAAGUCUUGGUGUAAUCCAUAAGGGUCACGAAAAAGAGGCGCUCCAGUUAAUGGCCACAUACUUGCCAAAAGACACUUCUCCUGGAUCUGCCUAUCAGGAAGGAGGUGGCCUUUACGCUCUUGGGCUCAUUCAUGCUAACCACGGGGGUGACAUCAUUGACUACUUGCUCGGUCAACUUAAAAAUGCUAGCAAUGACAUUGUUCGUCACGGUGGUGCCCUUGGUCUGGGUCUGGCUGCUCUGGGCACAGCAAGACAGGAUGUUUACGACCUGCUCAAGUCAAACCUCUACCAGGACGACGCCGUCACUGGUGAAGCUGCGGGUUUGGCUCUGGGCCUCGUUAUGCUGGGCUCCAAAUCUGCCCAGGCCAUCGAGGACAUGGUUGGCUAUGCCCAGGAGACGCAGCAUGAGAAGAUCCUACGUGGUCUCGCAGUGGGCAUUGCUAUGGUCAUGUAUGGACGUAUGGAGGAGGCGGAUACCCUUAUAGAGAGCCUGUGUAGAGACAAGGAUCCUAUUCUUCGGCGCUCUGGUAUGUACACUGUUGGCAUGGCUUACUGUGGCUCCGGAAACAACAAGGCCAUAAGACGUUUGCUUCACGUUGCUGUAAGUGAUGUGAACGAUGAUGUGCGGAGGGCAGCUGUGGAGUCCAUUGGCUUCAUCUUAUUCAGAACUCCAGAGCAAUGCCCCAGUGUGGUGUCCCUUCUGUCUGAAAGCUAUAACCCUCAUGUGCGCUGUGGAGCUGCCAUGGCUUUGGGCAUUUGCUGCGCCGGGACGGGCAACAAGGAGGCCAUCAAUCUUCUGGAGCCCAUGACCAAUGAUCCGGUCAACUACGUGAGACAAGGAGCGCUGAUUGCCUCUGCGCUCAUCAUGAUCCAACAAACUGAAGUCACCUGUCCAAAGGUGAACCAGUUCAGGCAGCUGUACUCAAAGGUGAUCAACGACAAGCAUGACGACGUAAUGGCAAAGUUUGGUGCAAUCCUUGCCCAGGGAAUCCUUGAUGCAGGUGGUCGUAACGUGAGCAUCUCACUGCAGUCGCGGACGGGACACACACACAUGCCAUCUGUGGUGGGUCUGCUGGUCUUCACACAGUUCUGGUUCUGGUUCCCCCUGUCCCACUUCCUGUCACUGGCCUUCACCCCCACUGCCAUCAUCGGCCUCAACAAAGACCUCAAGAUGCCCAAGGUUCAGUAUCGUUCCAACUGCAAGCCCUCGACGUUUGCUUACCCGCCUGCGCUGGAGGUUCCCAAAGAGAAGGAGAAGGAAAAGGUAUCCACCGCUGUUCUUUCCAUCACGGCCAAAGCCAAGAAGAAGGAGAAGGAGAAGAAGGAAAAGGAGGAGGAGAAGAUGGAAGUGGAGGUCCUAGAAGCGGAGAAGGAGAAGGAGAAGGAAAAGGAGAGAGAGAAAGAGAAAGAGAGAGAGAAAGAAAAGGAAAAGGAGAAAAAGGAAGAAGAGAAGAAAAAAGAGGUGGAGCCAAACUUCCAGCUGCUGGAGAACCCGGCGCGUGUGAUGUCUGCUCAGCUCAAAGUGCUGACGAUGCCAGAGACCUGCCGCUACCAGCCUUUCAAACCGCUUCACACGGGAGGCAUCAUCAUCAUGAAAGACACAAGUGAGGAAGACGAGGAGCUGGUGGAGCCCGUCUCUGCUCAUGGCCCGAAGAUCGAGGAGGAAGAGCAGGAGCCGGAGCCACCAGAGCCCUUCGAGUACAUCGACGAAUAA